This is a messenger RNA of Drosophila guanche, 1492 nucleotides long. RefSeq names its product senecionine N-oxygenase (gene Fmo-2). The coding region runs from base 105 to 1397 and encodes 430 amino acids. The record is from RefSeq and is a predicted model, not a curated record. The transcript is spliced from 6 exons. Lineage: Eukaryota; Metazoa; Arthropoda; Insecta; Diptera; Drosophilidae. Gene Ontology annotation, molecular function: flavin adenine dinucleotide binding; N,N-dimethylaniline monooxygenase activity; NADP binding.
GUUUAGUCAGUCGUUGCUUAGACACGGAGGCAGACGAGACGUACUCUGCUGGACAUAAACCAAAAACCCCUUGGGGAAGAGACACUCUUUAGCUGCUUGACAAAAUGAACAAAAACCCGAUGGGCCAAAAACGUCGCGUUUGUGUAAUAGGAGCCGGCACCGCGGGCCUGUGCGCGCUGAAGAACUCCCUGGAGUCGGGCAUGGAUGCGGUGGCCUACGAGCGUGGCACAGAGAUUGGCGGCACAUGGAUAUUCUCCGAGGAUAUGCCAGAGAAUGAUUACGAUGAGGUGCACAGCAGCAUGUACGAUGGAUUGCGUACAAACCUGCCGAAGGAAGUAAUGGGAUAUCCAGACUAUGCAUACGACAACGACAUCGAGGACUCGUUCAUAACAUCCCAUGAGGUCUUGAACUUUCUGCGCUCGUAUGCGGAACACUUCAAGCUGGGCCCCCACAUUAAGCUGCAGCACGAAGUGAUAAGAGUGCGACCUCGUUUGGAUGAUUGGGAGGUGUAUGUCUGGGAUCACACCACAAACACUUGCGAUCCAGUCUACUACGACUUUGUCUAUGUCUGCAAUGGCCACUACACGGAGCCCGAUGUGCCCGAGGUUGAGGGUGCGGAUCUGUACGAGGGCAAGCUGAUGCACAGCCACCUGUAUCGGAGGGCGGACAAGUUUAGGGAUGAAAAUGUUCUAAUCAUUGGCGCUGGUCCCAGUGGCAUGGAUAUCACGAAUCACGUGCGCAGGGAAGCCAAACAUGUGUACUUGAGCCACCACUUGGCCACCGCCCCGAACACAGCGUUCAUGGGAAAUGUAACGCAGAAACCGGAUGUGGAGCGAUUGACCAAGAACGGGGCCGUCUUCAAGGAUGGCAGCAGCGAGAGCUUCGAUCAUGUAUUGUUCUGCACCGGCUACAAGUACACUUUCCCCUGCCUCAGCACGGACGUGGGCAUCCAGGUGAUAGAUAACUUUGUGCAGCCACUGUGGAAGCACUGCAUCAACAUUAACAAUCCAACGAUGGCGUUCAUCGGGCUGCUCUUCAAUGUGAUACCCACGCACAUCUUCGACAUGCAAGUCCGCUUCACGCUCGCAUUCUUCACGGGCCAGCGCGAGAUGCCGCCGCGCGAGCAAAUGAUCGCCGAGCUGGAGAAGGAGAUUGGCCAGCGGUGGGACUGUGGCUUCUACAAUCGCAAGAAGGCACAUCAAAUGGGAGAGCGACAGUUUGAUUACUACAACGAGCUGGCUCGCAUGGCGGGCAUUGAUAACAUUAAGCCUGUUAUCCUUAAAUUGAUGAAGGAUUGUGGCAAGAAGUACAUCUUCGAAUUGGACACAUACCGCAGCAAUCGCUACACCAUCGUGGAUGAUGAGAACUUCUUGAAGAACGGCAAAAUGGCAAAUUAAGCUUGUGGCUUGUCCCUCUUGUCCCCUACUUGUAGUGUAUGUGUAGUUAAAUAUUGUCUAAAUAACUCAAUAAAUCGUGAAUGCUCUAACAAGAA